AUGGCAGACUUGGCGGAUACUCAGCAAUCUCAGCCGAAGAUUACACAAGACAUCGUGGAUGCUGCAAAAACAGCAUUUGAUCCAUCAGCCGCUGCUGAAAGCCGACAAGACGGCUUGCGUGAAUACAAUGAACUAGUCGAGAGAACGCAAACAUGGAUCUUGAUACAUGCUCUCAACGCUCUGAUCAAGCCCAAUGUGCUUCCGCCAUGGCUAAGGGAGCCGCUGAUGAGGAGUCUGACGCAUCUGCCACUGCGGUCCGACGGCGUUCGAGCUACAAUGGAGUUCGUGUUUGCAGUCCAUCCGAGCAAUACCGGGAAACCGGCAGAUGACAGCGGUAGCCGCGGAAAACAGGGAGCUGCCAUUACGCACGAGGCGGUAGCAAUUGCAACAAAACUGCUUUCCUCUGUUCCGAUUUCGAUGAAUGCUCAGGAAUGGUUCGAUGGCAUAGCGGGCCAAUUCAUGGCUUUAUUUGAUGGCGAAGCUGGGCCUGAUGUUGCAAAAACCGCUGCGCAGAUUGUCGGGUUCGGUAUCUUGGGUAAAAAGCAGUUCGGAGCCCCAGGGGCACCUGGUUGGAACGCUUUCGUACAGCCUUUGGUGGAAACCAUUAACCCAUCGCUGAAAUCCUCAAGGGGAGAUUCUUUCGGCUCGAACGACGACGAUGAGGUUGUGGAGCUGGGCCGAGAAAGAGUCCUUGUUGCUUCUGCUGACCUCGAGAGGUCGCUUAAACGGCUGCAGCUACUAAUCAUGUCAAAUCCGUCACCCGGCCUUUGUAAACGAGUCCUCAAGCCAGUCCAACUGCAACUUUGGGCUCUCGCUUCCUGGAUAAGCCCCUCUCAGGACAUAGAAAAGCGCUUCUGCAGGCCUGCGCGGAUUCUUGUGCAGACCCACUUCAGAUUAUUCGGUGAUGUGGACAACCUCAUCCCGUUUAUCCGUAAUAUUCAAUGCAAAGGAUCCCUGUACGACGCAGAGGGUCUGCAAUGGCGAUACCACCAUGGGUCCGAAGGAGGGAUAGAGAGCAUUCACCGUCCGUUUGCCGAACAGAAGCAAAACGCGGAACUGGACUGGGGAGAGAUUGAGGGCAAAUCAACCACCUUGGUUGAAUCCCUGAGUUCCGUAUGUACAACGGAAGAAGUUUCCUCGGUCUUCUUAUACCUCCUGCGACGAUGGAUACGGUCAGCCAGCAAACAAAGCAGUUCGGCCAUCAAGCUAGUCACUCAUGAAGAAGAAGCAGACUCUGCCGUCCAAGAUCUUGUCGAUGUCACUCUGUUGCAGAAAUUCAUGGACAAGGUUCCGGAAAAACUGAUUAGCCAUUUCGAUCAGCUGCUGGAGCUUAUAUCGCAUGUAUUGCGAGCCGACAGCCAGGCACCCCUUGGGGACGAUAUCAUUGGAGUUGUACUCAGUUUACUAAACUUGGUAAUCACAGCGCCAUCCUUUCAGAAGUCGGACAUUAACCCGACUGAGCUGAAAGUUGUCGAAGAUGCACUGGCGAGGAUUGGGAAUGCAGAUCGAGGUGAAGCAUCGACAACUGCAGGCAAUCUGACGAUGCUGCUCAAGUACCGGGAUGAUGUGGAAAGGCCAGAUGACAAAUCGGCGGCCCCUACUGCCCGUCAGAUUGAAGAUCGUAAGACUUACGAUCUAGCAAUGAAUUACAUUACUGGAGGCGAUAACCCACCACCGGUAGUGUCUGAAGGCCUCAACCUAUUAUCGAAUCUGAUCAUAGCAGAGAGCCCAAUAUUGGACAUAUCGGCCGUCACAGUACUGAUGGCAAAUCUUUUGAAGGAAAACGAGGACUAUAUCAACUUGCGAGUGAUUAAGAUCUUCACGCUACUGGCGAAUAAGCAUCCCAAUGCGACAAUGCAGGAGCUUCUCGACCAUUAUCUGGAUGCACAGGAAAGAUCAUCUACAGACACACGCCUCAGGUUUGGCGAGGCAAUACUUCAGGUGAUUGAGAGAUUAGGGGAGACCUUUACGGGAGAGGCCGCCCAGAACGCAGGCGAGAGCAUUCUGUCGAUUGCAGGUAGAAGGGGAUACAGACCCAAGACGAUGGCCAAGCAGGCGCGAGAGGAAAGAUUGAAAGAGCUGAAGAGGAAAAAGGCAGAAGCCAGUGGAGAUGCUGACCGGGACAUUGAAAUGGCGGAUGAGGAAGAAACACCGGAGCAAUUGGCCAAUAAUGAGAUACUGGCGCAAAUUGUUCAAGGCUGGGAAAGCAAAAGGGGGAGCGAGGAUAUUCGAAUGCGGACUUCGGCUCUUUCCAUCUUUGGAAAUGCCAUUGAGACGAACAUUAUUGGCAUUGGGCCGACUGUAGUCUCGGCAGGAGUCGACCUCAGCAUCAAUGUCCUCGCCAUGGAGCCAGAGCUGGAGAAGGGCAUACUUCGACGAGCAGCCAUCCUCGUCAUCCUCAGUUUUGUGAAGGCCUUGGACAAGGCCAAGGAAUCUGGACAGAAACUAGGAUUCGGAUUGACAAACCAGAGCCGGGAGGAUAUACAAAGGACUCUCAGCUACAUUGCGGCAACAGACAAUGACGGGCUGGUUCAACAGCACGCACGCGAUGUCGUGGAGAGCCUUGAGAAUUGGGGUAUGGCAAGCCUGUUGCCGAGUCAGGCAGAGGCGAGCGCCGUCCCCGGUUUGACGAGAUUAGCGGGAUUGCAUGUCAAUCCUGAAGGCACCCUGGUGGACGCCUCUGGACGGCCACGGCCAAGGAUAGAGGAAGUGGAAUGA
Molecule: messenger RNA, 2718 nt
Organism: Trichoderma aggressivum f. europaeum
Lineage: Eukaryota; Fungi; Ascomycota; Sordariomycetes; Hypocreales; Hypocreaceae
Exons: 3
Coding region: 1-2718 (905 amino acids)
Biological process (GO): protein secretion
Source: RefSeq, a predicted model, not a curated record